Thlaspi arvense is the source of this 4774-nucleotide messenger RNA. The record is from the annotation of a GenBank genome assembly. NCBI's taxonomy places the organism in Eukaryota, Viridiplantae, Streptophyta, Magnoliopsida, Brassicales, Brassicaceae.
AAAAUAUCAAACCCAUUUAGAACCUACGAACCAGCAUGAACAAACAAAGCAAAUUUCAAAAAAAAAAAAUUUGAAAAAACCAAAAAAGAGAAUAAAAAGUCUACAUCACCGGAAUCUGUCUUUCCGGACUAUUUUCGCGGACCACGACGGAGACAUCAUCCUCCGUGACUGCAUGUUCCCGCCGAUUCUUCGCCGUAGAAAAUUGAAAUUGAUGAUCGGAAAAACCAGAUAAGACAAGAUAACCUAAAAAUUUCCGUUUUUUAAGAUAAAAAUGGGUGGAGGAGGAGGAGGAGUAAGCGGUAGCCUUUCUGCGGAAGGUCCGAGAGAGCUCGAUCAGACUCCGACAUGGGCCGUCUCCACUGUUUGUGGCGUCAUCAUCUUGAUCUCUAUAUUCUUGGAGCUCAUGAUUCACAAAAUCGGAGAGGUGUUCGAGAAAAAAAAGAAAGCUUUAUUCGAAGCUCUUCAAAAGAUCAAAAACGAGCUGAUGGUUUUGGGAUUCAUUUCGCUGCUACUAACAUUUGGGCAAAACUACAUCGCAAGCAUAUGCGUGCCGUCAAGAUACGGCCACGCAAUGUCCUUCUGUGGUCCGUACGAUGGUCCCAGUGGUGACGCCAAGAAGGCAAAGACCACCGAUCACAUCGACAGGCACCUUCUCUCUUUCCAACGCCGUGUUUUGGCUGACGCUGCUCCUGCUGAGUGCAAGAAGGGAUAUGUGCCGCUUAUAUCACUCAAUGCGUUGCAUCAAGUGCAUAUCUUUAUAUUUUUCUUGGCUGUGUUUCAUGUGAUUUAUAGUGCUAUAACCAUGAUGCUUGGAAGAGCAAAGAUUCGUGGAUGGAAAGUCUGGGAGGAAGAGGUCAUAAAUGAUCAUGAAAUGAUGAAUGACCCUUCAAGGUUUAGGCUCACACACGAGACAUCAUUUGUUCGAGAGCAUGUCAAUCAUUGGGCGAAGAACCGAUUCUCCUUCUACGUUAUGCUGAGAUCUGUCAGAAGAUCUGAUUAUUUGACGAUGCGUCAUGGAUUCAUUAGUGUCCAUUUGGCACCCGGGAUGAAGUUUAAUUUCCAAAAGUACAUCAAAAGGUCAUUGGAAGACGACUUCAAGGUAGUCGUGGGAAUCAGUCCAGAGCUAUGGGCCUUUGUAAUGCUCUUUUUACUCUUUGAUGUUCAUGGGUGGUAUGUUACUGCUGUGAUCACCAUGAUUCCUCCAGUUUUGACAUUAGCGAUAGGAACCAAGCUUCAGGCCAUUAUAUCAGACAUGGCGUUGGAGAUUCAGGAGAGACACGCAGUGAUUCAAGGGAUGCCACUAGUUAAUGUCUCUGACCGACAUUUCUGGUUAAGUCGUCCUGCCUUAGUUCUUCAUAUCAUCCACUUCGUUCUCUUCCAGAAUGCCUUUGAGAUCACCUACUUCUUCUGGAUAUGGUAUGAGUUUGGGUUACGGUCCUGUUUUCAUCACCAUUUCGCCCUUAUAAUCAUACGGGUUGCUCUCGGAGUGGGAGUACAGUUUCUCUGCAGUUACAUUACGCUUCCUCUUUACGCUCUCAUGGGAUCAACGAUGAAGCGAUCGGUGUUUGAUGAGCAAACGUCGAAGGCAUUGAAGCAAUGGCAUAUCAAAGCGAAGAAAAAGAGCGAGACGCCAGGAACAAUGCAGUCUCCACUGCCUCAUCUCCGGCCUAAAACCGGCGGCGGCGAUAUUGAGUCUGCUCCGGCAAACAUCACGGCAAGUGUUGAUGUUAAAGAAGGAGACCAGCGUCGUAAACCUGGUGACUUCUUAACCGGUCCCUAGAAACCAGACCAGUCAAGGAGACACUACUUUUUUCAUUUAACCGGCUAACUCAAAUAUACACAUUUACACUAUAGGUUUUAUUCAUUGAUUUAUAUGUAAUUAUUUGUUUGUAUUGUAAGACAAUUAGCUCAAUUUUGUACCAGCUUACUGACAUAAUACAAAAAUUUGAGUCAAAGGCACGUCCUAGUUUAAUUGUUACUUGCCCAAUUGCACUCUCUUUUCUUUAUUCUAUCGAAAGUGCUAAAAAGCGCCUUGAGUUUCGUCGCCGUCUCCCUUGCCGGCGCCGUCGUUAUAAUCUCACAGCCGUCACCGCCGUUGCUACUUUAUCCUUGUCUUUGCUAGUUGUCACCGCUGCCUAUAAGGUGUUGAAUACUAUGAUCAAAGCUCCCGCCAUGAAAGCAAUAAAGAAGAAAAUUGAGAAAGAUAUUUACGGAGUUGGAAGUAUUGGCCUUUUCACUGAGUUGGACAAAGAGAGUUUAGCAAUAAACCAGAAACCUGGAUUGGAAGAACACUCUGGUCUAGACAAACCGAAAAUAACGACCCUAGACAAACAAUGUUCUACACCAAUCAAAGCAAUGCAUCCACGUACAUUCCAGACAGAACUCAACCCAAUCCCUCAGAGUUCGACGUUUUUACACCAGCUGACACGUCAUUCACAGCAUAGGAACCUCAUGGCAGGACGUGCAGUUCAUGCACGGAUCAUCAGAACUGGAGCAUCGACAUGCACCCACCACUCCAAUGGCCUUGUCAACCUUUACGCCAAAUGCGGACACUUACCCAAAGCCGACUCCAUCUUCAAUGCCAUAGUCAGCAAGGAUGUCGUAUCCUGGAACAGUCUCAUCACUGGAUAUUCCCAGAACGGAGGCCUCUCCAGCUCCCGCACUGUUAUGCAGCUGUUCCGGGAGAUGAGAGCGCAAAAUGUGCUGCCAAACGCUUAUACCCUUGCCGGGAUUUUUAAGGCUGAAUCGAGUCUUGCAAGUUGUACAGUCGGGAGGCAGGCUCACGCGCUUGUGGUCAAAAUGUCGAGUUUUGGGGAUAUAUAUGUUGACACUUCGAUGUUGGGCAUGUACUGUAAAGCGGGAAUGGUUGAGGAUGGACUCAAAGUGUUCGCCUUCAUGCCUGAAAGAAACACGUAUACGUGGUCUACCAUGGUUUCUGGCUUUGCUACAAGAGGACGCGUUGAAGAGGCGAUUAAAGUGUUCAAUUUGUUUCUUAGAGAAAAGGAGGAAGAGAGUGAUAGUGACUAUGUCUUCACUGCGGUCCUUAGCUCUCUGGCUGCAACCGAAUACGUUGGCCUAGGCAGGCAGAUCCAUUGCAUCACGGUUAAAAAUGGGUUGCUCGUGUUUGUUGCUUUGAGUAAUGCGCUUGUCACCAUGUACUCAAAGUGCGAGAGCUUGACUGAGGCAUGCAAGAUGUUUGACUCGUCUGGUGACAGGAAUUCGAUCACAUGGUCAGCAAUGGUCACUGGUUAUUCUCAGAAUGGGGAAUCACUCGAAGCAGUAAAGCUUUUCUCGAGAAUGUUCUCUGCUGGAAUAAAGCCCAGCGAGUACACGAUUGUUGGGGUUCUUAAUGCAUGCAGUGACAUUUGCUAUGUAGAAGAAGGGAAACAACUUCAUUCUUUUUUGUUAAAGUUGGGAUUCGAAAAUCAUUUAUUUGCGACUACAGCUUUGGUUGACAUGUAUGCGAAAGCCGGUUGUCUAGCAGACGCUAGGAAAGGGUUUGAUGGGCUACAAGAACGUGAUGUCGCUCUUUGGACAUCGCUUAUAAGCGGGUAUGUUCAAAACUCAGAUAACGAAGAGGCUCUGGUUCUGUACCGCGGAAUGAAAAGUGAAGGUAUUAUCCCAAAUGAACCAACCAUGGCAAGCGUUUUAAAAGCUUGCUCCUCUCUAGCUACCUUGGAGCUUGGAAAGCAAAUACAUGGCCACACAAUCAAGCACGGUUUCAGUCUAGAAGUUCCAGUCGGAAGCGCACUUUCUACAAUGUACUCAAAAUGCGGGAGCUUGGAAGAUGGAGACCUCGUCUUUCAAAGAACUCCCGAUAAAGACGUUGUCUCUUGGAACGCGAUGAUCUCAGGAUUGUCUCAUAACGGAAAAGGAGACGAAGCCUUGGAACUUUUUGAAGAGAUGUUAGCGGUGGGAACGGAACCGGAUGAUGUGACAUUCGUGAACAUUAUAUCAGCGUGUAGCCAUAAAGGGUUUGUAGAGAGAGGCUGGUCUUAUUUCAAUAUGAUGUCCGAACAGUUUGGGAUGGUUCCGAAAGUUGAACACUAUGCGUGUAUGGUUGAUCUGCUGAGCCGUGCAGGGCAGCUCAAAGAGGCAACAGAGUUCAUCGAAUCAGUUGAUAUCGAUCACGGUAUAUGCCUUUGGCGGAUACUACUAAGCGCAUGUAGGAACCAUGGGAACUGUGAACUGGGAGCUUACGCAGGAGAGAGGCUCAUGGCACUUGGAUCGAGAGAAUCAUCAACGUAUGUACAGUUGUCUAGCAUUUACACGGCUUUAGGACGGAUGAGAGAAGUGGAACGGGUUUGGGGACUCAUGAGAGCGAACGGGGUAAGCAAAGAAGUUGGUAGCAGUUGGAUCAUGGUGAAUAAUCAGUGCCAUGCCUUUGUUGUGGGAGAUACAAUGCAUCCGAUGAUUGAAGAUAUCAAGGAUUUGGUUUGCUUGGUGAGUAGACAGUUUAUGGAAGAAGGAUUCACAACUGUGUUGGAUUCUUGUUAUGUAGAAGAAGGAACACAAUUAGUUCUUUCAUGAUUUUGUCUGUCUCUUAUACAAAACGUGUUGUACUCUUUUAGGAGUAUAACUUAUAGGUUUUUUACUUUAGGUAUUUGAACAAAAAGAAAAAAUUAGGUUUGUAACCUUUUGUGUGAAUGAAAAUGUAUCACAAAUAGUUAUAAAUUUGGCCAGCCUAAAUGUGUGUGCAGCUGCAUGUGUUACUAAAUGCAAUUCUCUAAGUUACUAUUUUUGUUUAUACUAAUAUUCUUGAUUCUUCUAUACU